AUGCUGCUCUUUCGUGUGCUUGCCUCUGUCCUUUUGGCCCAAGCAACCCAUGCAUUGGCGCCAGUUGCCCAAACCGCCAAGGGCCAGAAGGUUUACACUGCGCCAAUUGGUUCUCGUCUCCAACAGUCUGGUCGCGACAUAGAGCUCUUUGCGCCAGACGGCGCUCACCUUCAUACCUUCGCAAACGUCGUUCCAAGGGAGACUCAACCCAAGCGCCAGAUCUUCAGUGUAACCGAACUCGUCGGCCAGCUCAAUGAGACCGCCACCAACACACUGGAGUCAUUCACGAGCACCUUUGUCGUCCCCCCUGAGCCCGAAGUUUUCGACAGCCAGAUUAUCUUCAUGAGUGCCAACAUGCGUUUCAUUGACCCAGCGACUGGCCUCACUUAUGCCACUGUGCGGCCCACCCUUCAGUAUGGUGGCAGUUGGAUUCAAGGCGGAUCCUUCUACUCAUACGCACUGCAGGUGGAAUUCGCUCAACAAGCCCUCAUCCAAUUCGUCGGAUUUGAGAACGUCACUCUUGAGGUUGGCCAAACACUCGACAGCACUAUCGUCCGCAACCACGAAGUAGAAAAACAAACUCCUGGCUAUUUUUGGUACAAGACGAGUUUCCCUAGUCUCAGCAACAUCGCCGUCAUAGACAUGGGUUUGCAGAUAACCCCAAGCCUUGUUACACUUCAGUUGGAGGAGGAAGGUGUUUUCCAGCCCAGUCAUUAUCCAGCCGGCGCGCUCGUCUUUGAGCACAUCAACGUCAAUAUGACGAAUGGUCCACCUGAGAUGUCGUGGCAACCUAACCUCGAUCCCGCCACCCAAGUAGAGUUCAAGGUGGAUGUAGAUGGCGCCAAAGAGGGCAAAGUUGAAAUGGUCUUCUCGCGCACGUAG
Molecule: messenger RNA, 882 nt
Organism: Mycena indigotica
Lineage: Eukaryota; Fungi; Basidiomycota; Agaricomycetes; Agaricales; Mycenaceae
Exons: 2
Coding region: 1-882 (293 amino acids)
Source: RefSeq, a predicted model, not a curated record